This is a messenger RNA of Protopolystoma xenopodis, 345 nucleotides long. NCBI's taxonomy places the organism in Eukaryota, Metazoa, Platyhelminthes, Monogenea, Polystomatidea, Polystomatidae. The record is from the annotation of a GenBank genome assembly.
AUGUUCUGUUUCACUAAGAUUCAUUAUAUCUGUGGCACAGGCACUGGCUCAGUGCAUCUAUAUGAAUGGGCCCAGCCGACGCCAGUUACUUCCGAUCUCACAAACACCUUUGUACUGACUGAUCAGGGCUGUUCAGGUCAACAGGUUGCUGGGGCUCGAGGCGCUAGGGUGACUGCCCUCCGCUUCGAUGAAACUGGAAGAAAAUUUGGCUGCGGAGAUGCAGAUGGACACUUUGGCCUCUGGAAUCUAAAUACUACUAAUUCCGGCAAGCCGCCUUAUUUUGUAAGUGUUUAUGAUGCCAGUUUUGAGACCGAAUUUAGACUUUCAUGGGAACAUAACUACUGA